UCGAAUACAGGGAAGAGAUGGACGGUUUGAAGGAGCGGGUUCGAGUUCUAGAGGCAAUUCUUUCGGAAUUACUCGAUUCCAAAAAUGCCGAGCCGGAGAUUGGGGAUGAGUAUUCAAUUGAAGAGGAUCUGUCGUCGUCCUUUGGAAACCCGGGCACUCCAGGAUUGGACAUGAACAGCGCCCCCUCACAGAUGUCCAACGAUAAUAAACCUCACCUCCAGGAGGUGCUGGUUCCUCACCAACCGCUGCCACCGCUGCGAGAGGUUACACCUCAACACACGACUCAUAAUAUCCCGUACAUCGAUCCUGCUACGCUACCUCGCAAUGACCCGUUUCAAGAAGAUAUGCUUGCACCCGAUCACAUCAUGGUGCCUUUGAACGAAACAGCCAUCUCACAGAACACGAAACCCGAUAAAGAUGAAAUCCCUCCUAAGAAACCAUCGUCCAUCACCAGCACGAGGCAAGGAAGCAGCAGCAGUAGCAGCAGCAUUAGCAGCGCUCUUCUUGUAGAUGAAGGAGGGGAACCAGAUGAUGCCAUCGGUGUCUCUAUCAACAGCGAUGACACAGUUCAAGACACGAGCCCGCCAGCAGAAAACGACGGACAGAGUGCAGCACACUUCCCCGAUGUCAUCGAAGUCGCAACCGAAUUCCCUGUUGAACAUUCGAUGACUUCAACGAUUGAGGGCGGGUCGUACCUCAUCUAUAGCUCCAGCGAUGGCGGUGCGGACGAUGUGUUCCCCGACAACGGAGAAGAAAGCGAUAGUACCGACCCGUCUCAGGUCCGUACCGAGGAUCAACCAAAGCGACAGGGCGGCAAAAACAGGUCACCUUUCAUGAACACCAUGACGUCACAGAAUGGACACAGUGGGGACCUAAACAAACCAAGGUGGAAGAUUUUCAAAGAGCUAAUGGACCUAAAAACCCUGCGUGGAACGGUCGACGGAAAGCGCCCUCGUCCCAAAGGCAAGGGGAAACCUAACAACUGUAUCCUUGACGGAUGCCUGUGUCUCAGGAAGAAAGGCUACACAGAAGACGGCAUUUACUACAUAGAAAACUUUGAGGGUUCUGGCAGGCGAGGAAAACACAUACGGCUGUUCUGUGACAUGACUACAGAAGGUGGCGGAUGGACGGUCAUACAACGCAGACAGAAUGGGACUACGAACUUCUACCGAGGUUGGGAUGACUACACCAAAGGCUUUGGUUACCUUGAUGCUGAUUUCUGGAUCGGAAACACCAUGAUAUACGCCAUCACCUCACAAACAAGAUUCAUGAUCAGAUUCGAAUUCACAGAUUGGGAUGAUCAACUGGGUUACGCAGAGUACAACAGCUUCCGGAUCAACGAUGCGAGUGAUAACUUCCGGUUGGUCCUCGGUCAGUACAUGGGAGGCAACGCCGGGGAUGCCAUGACAUAUCAUAACAAUACGCAGUUUUCUACGAGGGAUCGUGAUCACGAUUUCUCUAUCGGCAACUGUGCCUUCCUCCGCCAAGCCGGUUUCUGGUUCCGCGGCUGCAACAAGGCCAAUCCCAACGGUCGCUGGCUCGCCCGGGCAGACGCCCGUGGACUGAACGGUGCGGUAGUGAACUGGGGAACGUGGGAAGGUCACAAGUAUACUUACUGCCUCAAGUCCUUCCGGAUUAUGAUCCGUUCGCAGAACGCACUGAGUGCGAUGACGUCAGAAACGGAAGAGAGGAUGGUCAAUCGGGACGAACACCGCGGGCGGAACGUUGACGAGGCAACGCGCAGUGCUCGCAGACAAGAACGUCUCGAACGCCAACGCGGUAACUGAACGAACUCGCGGGUGCUUUGAUCACACGGACAGACAUUUCCGAUCCCCCGGGUCCGAUCCGCUUUAUAAACAGUAAUUAUGGUAAUGAGACCAAAUGUAAUCCUACACAGAGACAGAAGAAAUGGUAGAUCGAUCGUGAGGUAAUUAUGAUGUGAGAUGUGCCUGAAAAAAGUGAAGCUGGCAAAUCGGAGGCAAAAUGAGAGACUUUAGAGGAACGAAAUUGCUUGUUGCUGACUGAGACUGCACAUGCCGGAAGAACGUUAAUUUGUAUCGACAGAUACCGAGACAGAAAAUAAUAGUUUUCGUGCGGUUGAGUAGUAAUGGAUUCGACUAAUCAACUAAUUAUUAGAUAAUCGGAAUAAGUUUCCGAUGCUUUUUAUUCCUGUGUGAAGUUAAAUUUUAACGUAGAUUUAAAAUAUCACCCUUAAAAAUAUGCAUGAAAAACAAAUUUUAAAUUCGCAUUCGAUUUAAUUAAGUAGUUAUAAAUCAUAACACAAGUGUCCUAAGAAGCCCUAAUCAUUGUUUGGUAUUCCUUCGAUAUUGAUGUAUUGUAGUCAUGAUGUAUAUUUUAUAUCCAAAAAACGAAUGUUUCGUCUAGAAAUUUAUUUCUAUCCCACUGAGGGUUCGUAAAAACGAUGACGAAAUACCAUGGAAUUACAGUGUUAGUCAAUCUUCUAUGUUUACUUGUUUAUUGGAAAAUGUUCCUUAUAAACGUUAAGAUUAUGAAGUCUGAGUCAGUAUUUUCUCUUAGUCUCAUUUCUAAAAUCGUUCAUCUAUUUUGGUAAUUGCAAAUGUUGGAAUUCGACGAAUGUUUUUAAUAACAAGCAGUAGCAGAAUAACGCUAACCAUCGCUUAACUUCUUUGGUUCGGUUGGUUAAUGUUUUCUAUUUCUGUGGCAUGUUGAAUACAAGAUUUAAAAAAUACAUGUGUAUUUUGUUAGUUUGCUUACAAGGUAUUUUGUGGAAAUAUCGUAUAAAAUGCUCGUUAUAAAAGGCUGUUUAAGUUGCGCGUAAGUUUCGGGUGAAUUUCUAUGGGCAGCCACAAGGGCCAGUCAUAAAAGUGGAGCUUGUACUGCACUAAACCGGGCGUUUAAUUUUGGCCCUUAUGACUACCCAUAAAAAAUAACCAAAACUAACGCCCAACCAACACAGCCUUUUAUAGCAAACUGUAGAGAAUCUGCAGUAAUGGUAAUGGGAAUUAUACGGGAUAAAAACAGCUUUUAGCAGCCGAUCGGGGAAAUUUUGAUGAAAAUUCCGCAAGCAAUGCUCCUCCCCCUCCCGCUAUUGGUGAUAGCUGGAUCCGUCAAGGUAUUAGGUGUUUGUGAAUGAUACAAUCCGGUGUAUUUUGAUAUAAGGCAAGUCAAUCCUAAAUGAGAUGUCAUAACCAACGAAAUCACAGGUGUAUAAGGUACUGCGUGUUUGAUCCGCUAAUCGGCCACUCUGUCAUCUUCCUGUUUGGUUUCAUCCCACAAUAAGGUUCAGUCUAAUCCUACUGUUUGUUUUUCAUUUUGCCCAUCCAUAAUUUCUACACCGAGUAGUACCAAAUUAAUUGACUCGGAACAAAACUGACUCCCACCUGGCGCCAUUCAUAGUCACAACUGACAUGAUUGACUCCAUAGAAAUAUCAAGGUUUCGCAAUGAAUAUCCUAUUGUCGUUUAUUUCUUUAUAUAUUUUUACAAACGUUUUAAUCUGCAUGUUGUAAGAAUACAUUGCAAUGUUUCUGCAAAGUGUUGACGCCUUGAACGUUCGUUGGUAUAUAAUAUAUUGGCAUCUUUCCGUACACCACGCCGACUUGAUUAAAAUCUUAAACUAUAAAAAUUGGAAAGUUUAAUA
Molecule: messenger RNA, 3620 nt
Organism: Lytechinus variegatus (green sea urchin)
Lineage: Eukaryota; Metazoa; Echinodermata; Echinoidea; Temnopleuroida; Toxopneustidae
Product: tenascin-N-like
Exons: 6
Coding region: 18-1787 (589 amino acids)
Source: RefSeq, a predicted model, not a curated record